AGACAUGACCGCCAUCAUCAAAGAGAUCGUCAGCAGGAACAAAAGGCGCUACCAGGAGGAUGGCUUCGACCUGGACCUGACCUGUAUCCUCCCGGCGCCGCCGAGCCCGGCGCAGCGCUGCGCGCCCGGCGAUUGCAUCAGACCCGCGCCGCGUUACCUAACCGCCGCCGGGCGGGUAACGGAGCGGGCCCGGCACGGAGGGGCACCGCGGGACCGCCCGGCCGCGGGAAGCGCGUCUUUUCGCGUGUGAAGAUCGCGCUGCGUGUUCGCCGUCGGCGGCGGCGCGACGUGUGGCGAACGGGAGCGCGGCGUGACGGAGGGGAGCGUGGUUCUUAGGACGUGUCGUCGGUGCGCGAUUCUGGCUAACGAGCCGGAGCGCGGCGAGCCCGGCUGCCGGGCUGCGGCUGUGGUGGCCCUCGGGCCUUCCCAUGUCUGUAGGAGCAUCCUGUGGCUAACAGUCAUCUUGGGGGAGCUGUUUCCCUCAGCCUAAAGGACUGAGAGGGGGUGCGUAGUCCUGUUACUUGGGCACUGAAUGGGAUGAGGAGAGCUGAGGUGUGAACCCCUUCUGCAAAUGAGCAGUUCGGUAGAAGUUCCAAAGCACGCAACAGCCGGGCACUGCAGCAUGGGCCAAAGGAGAUGCGAUGUGAAAUCCUCCAGUGAGCCAACCGGGGCAUGGACUGGAACCCAGCAGUUUCCGUAACUCGCAUAUUCAGAUAUUUAUCCAAACAUAAUUGCUAUGGGUUUUCCUGCGGAGAGGCUUGAAGGAGUAUACCGGAACAAUAUUGAUGAUGUAGUAAGGUUUUUGGAUUCAAAGCAUAAAAACCAUUACAAGAUAUACAAUCUAUGUGCUGAAAGACAUUAUGACACCGCCAAAUUUAACUGCAGAGUUGCACAGUACCCCUUUGAAGACCAUAACCCACCACAGUUAGAGCUUAUCAAACCUUUUUGUGAAGAUCUUGACCAAUGGCUAAGUGAAGAUGACAAUCAUGUUGCAGCAAUCCACUGUAAAGCUGGAAAGGGACGAACUGGUGUAAUGAUAUGUGCAUAUUUGUUGCAUCGAGGCAAGUUUUUAAAGGCUCAAGAAGCCCUAGAUUUCUAUGGGGAAGUAAGGACCAGAGACAAGAAGGGAGUCACAAUUCCCAGUCAGAGACGCUACGUGUACUACUAUAGCUACCUGUUAAAGAAUCACCUUGAUUACAGACCAGUGGCACUGCUGUUUCACAAGAUGAUGUUUGAAACAAUUCCCAUGUUCAGUGGCGGAACUUGCAAUCCUCAGUUUGUGGUGUACCAGCUAAAGGUAAAGAUAUUCACCUCCCCUUCAGGACCCUCAAGACGUGAAGACAAGUAUAUGUACUUUGAAUUCCCUCAACCUUUGCCGGUAUGCGGUGAUAUCAAAGUGGAGUUCUUCCACAAACAGAACAAGAUGUUGAAAAAGGACAAAAUGUUUCACUUUUGGGUAAAUACAUUCUUCAUAGGACUGGAUGAAAAUUCAGACAAAGUAGAAAAUGGAAGUCUAGUUGCAGAUCAGGAACUUGAUGGUAUUUUCAGUACAGAGCGCUCAGAUAAUGACAAGGAAUAUUUAAUCCUUACAUUAACAAAAAAUGAUCUAGACAAAGCAAAUAAAGACAAAGCCAACAGAUAUUUUUCUCCAAACUUCAAGGUGAAGCUAUUUUUCACAAAAACAGUAGAAGAGCCAUCAAAUCCCGAGGCUAGCAGUUCAACUUCUGUAACACCAGAUGUUAGUGACAAUGAACCUGAUCAUUACAGAUACUCUGACACCACUGACUCUGAUCCAGAGAAUGAACCUUUUGAUGAAGAUCAGCAUACACAGAUUACAAAAGUCUGAAUAUUUUUUUUUAUCGGAGAUAAAAAAAAAAAACCAACAAAAACCCACGAAGAACGACAAACUUGAAUAAACUGAAAAAUGGACCUUUUUAAAUGGCAAUAGGACAUAGUGUCAGAUUACCAAUUAUAGGAACAAUUCUUUCCUGACCAAUCUUGUUUUGCCCUAUAAGUCUACAGGUUUGACACUUGUCCAGUUGAAUAAAAAUGGUUACGUAGCUCUGAUAUGUAUAUACCUUUUUGUGUCAAAAGGACAUUAAAACUUCAAUUAGGAACUAUAAAUAUGGCACUUUCCCAUUUUAUUCCAGUUUUAUAAAAGUGGAGACAGACUUAAUGUGUAUACGUAGGAAUUUUUCCUUUUGUGUUCUGUCACCAAACAAAGUUUUGAAAAAAUGCAAAUAUACAGGUUCACAUCCUGCCCCUUUUUUUUGCACUUAUGUGGCAACAGAAAAGUCUGCAGUUGGCUAAGAGAUGUCUCUAGAAGGUUUUACUACAUUCUAAUGCAUGUAUUUUGGAUGGGGGAUGGAAAGUAAUGCUCAGAAAGGAAUAUAGUCUGCUGGAGCUUGGCCUGUGUACCAUAUCCGGCUAUUUACUUGCACCUUUCUUUAGCAUGCUGCCGUAAUUCAUCCUGGACAAUUGAAGAGUCGCCGCUGUCACUGCUUGUUGUUUGUGCAUUUUAUUUUUUUUUAAGUGUAAUGGUGCUAGAAAAGGCAGCUAGAGGGAGUGAUUCUGUAUAGGGGUACAGGAAUGAACCUUUACAACAUCCUAAAGACCUGCAAAAUGAAGGGAGAAAAAUUAUUGGGGUCACAGAAAGGAAACACACAGCAACAAUGACUUAACCAUACAAAUGUGGAGGCUAUCAUCUUCAAAUAUGGGCUUGAAACAAAUUGUUAUAAAAGUUGUCGGUGAUUCAUUAAUUGUUUUUCUGAAUUGUAACGGCUGCUCCAUCUCCUGUGUAAUCAAGAUCAGUGCUGAAAGUCAGUUGCUAUUAGUACAUAACGCCAGGCAACAUCUUAACAUUUCUUAUUAGGUCUUCAAUCAUAUUCCUGCUGAGAAUACUUCAUGUGCUGCCUUGCAAGCUUUUUUUCCUCAUUAAUAUGAAAAUAUUUUGUAGUGGUGCACAGGAAAUUUCAAUUGGAGAUUCUUCAGGUUAGUGUUUAUUUUGAAGAUUUAUGAUGCAUUUAUUAUUCAAUCAAACCUCUGUCAGCCAUUCCACCCCUUUGACCUUACACGUUGUAUUACAAUGAGUUUUGCAGUUUUGCACACUUUUCUAAAAAUGUCAUUAACUGUUAGGAAUUUUACUUGAAUACUCAUUACCUACAAUAUUUAAAAAGAAAAAAAAGACAUUACAGAGGAGACAGUGUUGAAUUCUUAACGCUGUGUCUGUACAAAGAUGUGUACUUUUCAAAAGCAGAAGUUGUCCCAUAUGUAUUGCUUGCCAUUAAAAAAAGAAAACCAACAAAACUCACAAAUGAAAACAAAUUAGAUUUCUCAUCUGGCAGCGUUGUGUUUGUUCAUAGGGCUAGAGCCAGGAGUAGGGCUUUGAGGUUCACUUUCAGCAUAUAAUUGCUGUGCCCAGACUGCAGAUGACUUGAGAGUACAACUACUGUUGUAUGGACAUGUGAAGAAGCUGACAAAAAUGGUUCACUCUGAAGUACACCGAGGAUUGCCAUCCCCAAAUUUACACUUGCUCGAUUAAAAUUUCUGCUUACUCAAUCAACUUAAUGGGGCUGACAUUGAAGUUCAUUAGCUGUGUUCUCGCCUAGAUAACAGCAGUGUGUGUGGAAUCCGUGAGGGCCCUGUACAACAGCAUUAAUGGUAAGGAUUUGAAGGAGACGAGGCAGGACUCACUCUUGGCGAAGGAAGGUAUCGAGUGCUUUUUUUGGGAUCCGUUGGUCAACUUUGCUCAUCACAUUCACGAUUCUAACUUCUAACAGAGCUGAUAAAUGCUUUCUGGCAUAGAGAUCUGAUCAAGCUGUAGUGUUGGUGGAGCAGGAGGCUGGUUCCAGUGCUCGCUGCUCCCGGUGGUGUUGACAAGCAGGAAGUGGUUACCUGGGGACAUGACGUUAACUCUUACCCUUUUAAUCAUGUUUCACCCUGUCUGAUUUUAACAGUUGGAAAAAAAAAAAGGUCGUGUUGGCUAAUAAACAAACCUGUUCAUGCUUUAAAAGUGCUGAGAUAUCGACACCGUUCUGUGUCCCGCUUUGGAGGCUGUGAUAACAAAAUGGGAUCGGUGUGCUUCUGGUGCGUAAUGCCAAGGGCUGGAUUGGAAAUGACGUGAUGGGCUUUUGCACUGUUAUUUUUCCUUUGGAAUGUGAAAGGUUGGAAUGAGGGUUUUGAUUUUGAAUGUUUCGAUGUUUCUGAGAAGCCUUGCUUACAUUUUAUGGUGUAGUCAUUGGAAAUGGAAAAAAUGGCAUUAUAUAUAUAUAUAUUAUAUAUAUAAAUAUAUAUUAUACAUACUCUCCUAUACUUUAUUUCAGUUACCACCCCCAUAGAAGUUGACAAGAAUUACUACGACUGAAAGGUUUUUGAGUCCUUAUUAAAACUUUAUUUAUGACAGUAUUCAUAAUUAGCUUGAAACGCAUUCUGUAGGUAAUCUCUCCUUGAGUUUCUGGACUGUACGCUUAAACUUCUGGAUGUGCAGCAGCUUACAUGUCUGAAACUACUUGAAGGCAUCACUUCUGUAAGAGCUUACUGUUAGGCCCUAAGCAUCCCUGGUCAUUGGUAGCCCCACUCAAAAUAUUUGCCGCAGCUCUUAAGGGCAGCUGUACAAAUAGCAUCUGGAUUUGUGGCACACAUUGGGAACUGGAGUUCACAUGCAGCAUCAGAUGUUUCGGCUUGGAAAGCAAAACUAAAAAUAGGAUGCUAGCGUGUGAGCUCCACGUUUAGUCAUAGCGAAUGUGUGCAAUAUGCUAACGAUGCCUGUGGUUGCCACGAAGUGCCUCGUUUACCUUUUCGAUACCAUUAAGAAGCGCCAUGCAUGCAGAUGGAUGGGGUGGAACUGUGCACUAAAAGGGGCUCCAACUGCAGCGUUUGGCAGAGCUGCCUUUCUCUGCCAGUUCUAAUUUUCAGUCUGUUUUCAUAUAGCAUAUAUAUAUAGAGAUACUAAAAGAAAAAAAAAAAUCAGUCUGUUAAGCAGCCUUACUCUGAUUCAGCCUCUUCAAAUACUAUUGUGCUGUGCAACAGUGGCUCUGUGUGUAAUGCUAUGCACUGAGAAUACACAAAACAAAGUAUGACAUGUACAGGAUAAUGCCUCAUACAAAUCAGAUGUCCGUUUGUUAUUGUGUUUAACAACCCUUUAUCUCUUAGUGUUAAAACUCCACUUAAAACUGAUUAAAGUCUCAUUCUUGUCA
Molecule: messenger RNA, 5195 nt
Organism: Gallus gallus (chicken)
Lineage: Eukaryota; Metazoa; Chordata; Aves; Galliformes; Phasianidae
Gene: PTEN
Product: phosphatase and tensin homolog
Exons: 10
Coding region: 737-1846 (369 amino acids)
Biological process (GO): phosphatidylinositol dephosphorylation; phosphatidylinositol 3-kinase/protein kinase B signal transduction; cell motility
Cellular component (GO): cell projection; nucleus; plasma membrane
Molecular function (GO): phosphatidylinositol-3,4,5-trisphosphate 3-phosphatase activity; phosphatidylinositol-3,4-bisphosphate 3-phosphatase activity; protein tyrosine phosphatase activity
Source: RefSeq, a predicted model, not a curated record